Molecule: messenger RNA, 1141 nt
Organism: Anopheles darlingi
Lineage: Eukaryota; Metazoa; Arthropoda; Insecta; Diptera; Culicidae
Product: V-type proton ATPase subunit D 1
Exons: 5
Coding region: 103-843 (246 amino acids)
Cellular component (GO): proton-transporting V-type ATPase complex
Molecular function (GO): proton-transporting ATPase activity, rotational mechanism
Source: RefSeq, a predicted model, not a curated record
GGGACAUCACUGUAGGUCUUGUGACUGGGUUUGCUGCGCGGAAAGUCUGCGAAAAAAAUAAAGUGAAAUCUGGUUGAAGUACUGUGCAGAACCUCGUAAAAAAUGUCGUCCAAGGAUCGUAUUCCUAUUUUCCCUUCUCGUGGUGCUCAGAUGCAAAUGAAGGCCCGGUUGGCUGGUGCCCACAAGGGGCACGGAUUGCUGAAGAAAAAGGCCGAUGCACUUCAGAUGCGUUUCCGUAUGAUCCUCAGCAAAAUUAUUGAGACCAAAACGUUGAUGGGCGAAGUAAUGAAGGAAGCUGCCUUCUCUCUAGCAGAAGCAAAAUUUGCAUCAGGUGAUUUCAAUCAGGUUGUCCUGCAGAACGUCACCAAAGCCCAGAUUAAGAUACGUACUAAGAAAGAUAAUGUGGCCGGAGUGACGCUCCCUGUAUUUGAGUCGUAUCAAGACGGAUCGGAUACUUACGAACUUACCGGAUUGGCCAAGGGAGGACAGCAGUUGCAGAAACUGAAGAAAAACUAUCAGAGCGCUGUGAAACUUUUGGUGGAGCUGGCAUCGCUGCAAACUUCAUUCGUAACAUUGGAUGAAGUGAUUAAAAUUACGAACCGGCGUGUAAAUGCCAUCGAACAUGUCAUCAUUCCAAGAAUUGAUCGUACCCUGGCGUACAUUAUUUCUGAGCUUGACGAGCUUGAGCGUGAAGAAUUUUAUCGUCUUAAGAAGAUUCAAGAUAAAAAACGUAUUGCCAAGAAAAAGGCUGAAGAGACACGUGCAGCACUGUUGCAGGAAGGAAUCGACGUCCGUAACCAGGCCAACAUACUGGACGAAGGGGACGACGACAUUCUUUUUUAAAAAUGAAAUGUAUCUUCAGAGUCAUCAAACGCUUUCUCCGUUUAAUAUGAACAUGUUUUUAUGUCACAGGAUGUAUGUUGAUGGGAGAAUCUUGUUCCGCCAUCUUUUCGUUAUUAUUUUAAAAUUGUUAAAGGUCUUUAUAUUCUUUGCAUGGCGAUAGUUUUAAAAUAUGUAUGUAUGUAUACUUAUCGGAUGAUAAUGGCCCAAGAAAAAUGCACAUGGUUCAACAGGAUCCGGGUCCAUCGAUAUGAAGAGAAAUAAGCUACAAUCGCAGUAAAGAAAAGUUAUACACAAGGGA